Messenger RNA from Exophiala aquamarina CBS 119918, 2643 nucleotides. RefSeq lists its product as uncharacterized. The coding region runs from base 1 to 2643 and encodes 880 amino acids. NCBI's taxonomy places the organism in Eukaryota, Fungi, Ascomycota, Eurotiomycetes, Chaetothyriales, Herpotrichiellaceae. The transcript is spliced from 7 exons. The record is from RefSeq and is a predicted model, not a curated record.
AUGGCACUCCGUUUUGACAAUCAGACAGUGGUUGUGACAGGUGUGAGCAACGGGCUUGGGCAUCUCUAUCCCACUUAUUUUGCGUCUCGUGGUGCAAACGUUGUGGUUCAUGACCACCGAAAUAAGGGACUUGUUGAUGCUGUGAUUAACAGUAUCGAAGGGGUAGGCGGGAGAGCGGUGGCUGACUACAGCCUUCCAGAAAACGGUGGCAAGGUAAUCGAAAAUGCAAUCAGGAAGUUUGGCCGGGUCGAUAUUCUGAUCAACAACUCUGGAUGUUUGAGCAACCCGAUCUGGAGCGAAACAAAUCAAGACGACUGGGAUACCCUGCUAAGGGAUAAUUUCAAAUUGUUAUACAAGUGUACUCACGCAGCUUGGCCAUAUUUCAAGAAGCAAAAGUAUGGGCGGGUCAUCUGUACCGCUUCAACGGAAGAGGGUGCGUCAGAAAAUUCAAUUUUACAGGACACCACAAAGUUCGGUCAGCUGGGCUUCAUACAAACUAUUGCGAGAGAAGGCGCAAAAUACAAUGUCCUUGCGUCCACUCUUGCCUUGCCAAGAAUCCCGAGUGAUGAGUCGAAGUCAGCGAGCAGCGUGCGAAAGGGUGUACUCUGCUCAUUGUCAACACUGGUACAUCGUUCAAACCAGAGCGAGACUGGACACCUCUACGAAGUACAUGGAACAAGGUGUCGAAAGUUACGUUGGCAACGAGCGGCAGGUACAUGGCUAAACCCUGACUCAGGGAUGUCUUCAGGCUCAAUUCUGAGUAGGUGGCAAGAUGUGAAUGACUUCUCAAAGCCAGAGUAUCCUUCGUCAUCGAGGGACUUCCAGCAAGUCGUAGCAACGACAAGGAACUUGCCGCCCAACUCGCCUGGAAAAAAUAUCACAUUUGAUGGAAAGGUUGUCCUCAUUACAGGUGCCGGCUCAGGGCUAGGUCGAGCAUACGCCCUGUAUUUUGGGAUGCUUGGAGCUCGAAUAAUUCUGAACGAUCUCAAAGAACCUUCGUCGGUUGCAGCAGAGAUCAGAAGUACUGGCGGUGAAGCCCACACUGUGACCUGUUCCGUCAGCGAAGGGUCUAGAAUCGUUGCCGAGGCAAUUCAAGCUUAUGGUCGGCUUGAUGUGAUUGUGAACAACGCAGGCAUUGUGCAAGACAAAUCUAUUGCCAACAUGACCGAUGACCUGUGGGAUUCCAUUCUGGACGUCCACUUAAAUGGAAUGUUCAAGGUCACCAAGGCUGCCUGGGAGCAUUUUAUACGGCAAGGCUAUGGUCGAGUGAUCAAUAUUUCCAGCACCAGCGGUAUCUAUGGUAAUUUUGGCCAGUCAAAUUACUCUCUCGCUAAAUGCGCAAUCGUUGGGUUCUCUCAGGCUCUUGCUCGAGAGGGUGCUCAGCACAAUAUUCUAGUAAACGCAGUGGCGCCCGUGGCUUCUACCCCGGGAUUGGCGGGCGCGAUUGAAGGAAGUAGCACAGCAAUACUACCACAAUACUCGGCUCCCUUUGUGGCCUUGAUGUGCUCUGACUCUGUCUCAUACCCAUCAACCGGGGGUGUAUUUGAGAUUGGUGGCGGUUGGCAUGCAAGGACGAGGCUAGAAGCCAAUAAAGGUAUUGACUGGCAGGACAACGACUGGUCAGCGUCUGAAUCAACGGGCACUGCAAUGCAGACGUUAUCAAAGUUCAAUGACGACGAUGCACAUCUAUAUCCUGAAGACGAAGGAAACGCCUUACAAAUCAUCAAUCAACACGCUCAGGAACUCAUUACGUUGUCAAGGAUAGAGAAGGUGAAACAGGCCCAGCCCGAAGGAUCACAUUUCAGCUAUACCAAAAAGGAUGCCAUCCUGUACAAUCUUACGGUAGGAGCUAGGAGGUGGGAGUUGCCCUUGGUAUACGAACGAGAUAAAGACUUCCAAGUCCUUCCAACCUUUGGCACAAUUCCCUGGUUUGGUGCGAAACUCCCAUUCACCUUCGGAGGGAUUCUCCCCGGUUGGAACCCACUGAAGCUUUUACACGGUGAAAUUUACCUCGAAAUUCGCAAGUACCCGAUUCCCCCGGAAUGCCAACUCAUCACAUACCCACGAUUGCUUCAUGUUGUGGACAAGAAGAAGGCAGCCAUUGUCACUGUUUCCUAUACGACUCGUGAUCGCGUAACUGGAGAAGACAUUUUCUAUAACGAAUCAUCCUCUUACAUCCGAGAUGCAGGCAAUUUUGGCGGACCUUCUGAUGCCCCGAGGAAGGGGAACUCAGUCGCUCUUUCCAACCUUCAGCCUUCGGGACCAGCUGAUUUCGAGCGUGAAGAGACAACUACAGCUGAGCAGGCGGCUUUCUACCGUCUGAAUGGCGACACCAACGACCUGCAUAUCGAUCCAGCAGUAGCCCAUCGGAGUGGAUUUCAGCGCCCGAUCCUCCACGGCCUGUGCUUUUUCGGUAUUUCAGGGAAACACAUCUUCCAAAGAUACGGCCCUUACAAGAACAUCCGGGCUCGCUUUGCGGGCACAGUUGAGCCGGGGCAGACCCUACGAACAGAGGCUUGGAAAGCCGUCAAAGAUAAUGUUGUUUUAUUCCAGACUCGAGUCGUGGAGACUGGGAAACUGUGCAUUACCGGAGGUCAAGCGGAGCUUCGCGGUCCCGAGGCGAACGAGAAGUGUAGACUAUAG